Messenger RNA from Plectropomus leopardus (leopard coralgrouper), 1344 nucleotides. Its product is annotated as TLR adapter interacting with SLC15A4 on the lysosome. Lineage: Eukaryota; Metazoa; Chordata; Actinopteri; Perciformes; Serranidae. Gene Ontology annotation, biological process: regulation of toll-like receptor signaling pathway. The record is from RefSeq and is a predicted model, not a curated record.
UAGAAAAUGCAGGAACUGAGGAACAGUGCUUUUCUCUGCUGUGAUAAAGACUGUGAAAGGACACUUGGUACUCUCAGGUGAAAGCUGAUAGAGGGACUGUGAUUCUGGUCCAAGCCAUGCUUUGUGAAGGCAGACUGUUGAGCAUGACCUACGGUGAAUUGGAGGAGCUGGAUCCGCUCCCUCCUCAGAGAGCUCCCCAGGGUGCUCAUGGGCUGCCGAGAGCAGCUGCUACCCUGGUGCCAGACUCCAUCAGACACACUCCACUCAUUCAUCACAACUCCCCUGAGCAGGCAGGUUGUGUGGACAACAGGAGUGACUCCGCGGAGCUGUACAUUUCUCCGCUGCAGUCCUUGGAUUUCCAUAGUGCUCAGCCGGGCAGACAGAUUUCUCCAGAGAUAGAGAUCCCAGAUCAGACUCACUCAGUUGGUGAUGCCCCCUUCUUGGUUCCCUCCUUCUGUCAGAGCAUCUGCCAAAAUUAUAGCGACCUCCAUAUCGCAGGCGACCAGGUGCUGCCUCUCUCAACCAAUGACGGUGAGCUCCGCGUCUGUACUGACGCCCAGGCCAUCGGCCCCUUCCUCCAGUCCUGUGAUGUCCCCCCGGCUGUGGAGGACUCUCUCCCAGGACAGACAUCUCAGGGUGGACUUGUACAUCCACUGAGAGGAGGUUCAAACCGCUGGAGACAGGGGAGCACCCGUGAUCGGAGCUUUUUGUUGCAGGGGCGUGAAGGUCCAUUCUCCAACUCUCUCCUGAAUCACUAUCUGGAGCAGAAACUCUUGGAUUUAUACCAGCAAUACAUGAUGGAGAAUAUGGCCAGGGAGGGGGCCCCUGGUUCAGAUUCUGACCCGGGCCCCAUCAUCCCUCUGCUGGGCUCAGAGCUGGUCUUAACGAGCCUGGACCAGAUCACUUUGCAGCUGAGUCGGGAGGGGAACCUGGAGGCCGGCCUGGCAAAGGACAUGGUCCUCAGCUGCCUGCUGCGGGUGGCUGGUGACAUGCAGUCAAGUGAGAUCAGCACUCCCUUUCUACAGUUUUCUAACGAGGCAUCCAGGGAGCAGCUCACAGAGAAUAACAACGAGUAACCCCAGUGUCGAGGAACUUGCUCAUUCAAUGCUCCCUUUCAUUUUAGUUUUAUCGCCCCAAAAAAAAAGAUGAAACUGCAUUCAUUUUUCAUUUCAUAAGCUGUUCAGAGGAUGGAGUUAAAAGCAAAUUCUGUAUGUGAUUAAUAAUUAUCAGAAGAUUCUGCUGUAUUUAGGUAUCAUCAUUUUAAUAUGCAGUUUGAAAAUGGUGUAUGUUUAUGUGGUGUGCAGUUUCACUUUCUAAAGGACAUUAAAAAACAGGAACUGAAAA